ACGACACUUUCAGAUAAACAGUGACGUCAGAGUGGACCGGUCGGGGGGGAUUUCACAGCGAAGAAAAGAAAUGGCGAUGCUUGGGAGCUUUAGCUCUGCACAUCAAAAGAAAAAUAUAUCCGAUGGCAGCAGGGACGUGACAGAAUUUCUUUGUCCAGUUUGUCUCGAGAUUUUCGACAACCCUGUAAGAACACAAUGCGGGCAUACGUUUUGCCAGAGUUGUCUGCAGGAGUGUCUACGUCCCCAGAAGCCUGUGUGUGCGGUGUGCAGGGCAUCUCUUGGCAACUGGACCAAAGCAACUGAGCUAGAGGCCCUUAUCCACUCCUCUGUGGCUGCUUGUAAGGGCUGUGGCGUCCAGGUUGGUAUGUCUCAGAUGAGGAGCCACACAGCUGCCUGUUCAAAAUAUCAGGAGUACAUUGAGGAGGGAGUGCGAACCUCUGCCCAGACCCAACCACCCAUUGUCAGUCCUGUACCAAACCGCUAUACCUUCACCUGCCCGUACUGUACCUGUCAGAACCUGGAUCAGGAUGGCCUGGUUGAACACUGUACCUCACAGCAUAACAGAGACACUCGCCUAGUGGUUUGCCCUAUCUGUGCCUCGAUGCCCUGGGGAGACCCUAACUACAGGAGUGCUGACUUCUUCCAGCACCUCAAGAUUAGACACACCUUUUCCUAUGAUACCUUUGUGGAUUAUUCAACAGACGAGCACACAAUGAUUCAGGAGGCUCUACAGCGUUCCUUAAUGGAGAACUGAAGUAAAGAACAGUUCCUUUCGAAGGGGUAGGGGGCAGGGUAAACUGCAGACGGUGGUGUGAUGUUUUUUGAAGACAGUGCGUGGUACUUCAUUGUCUUCAAUUUCAUUAAUUGACCGGUGGGUAAAACUAAAUGGGCGAUUGGCUUUGCGAGGAAUGUACAUCCUUACAGUGACUAGAGAUUUAUUGUUGAUCUAAAAUUAAAUGGGGCAAAAUAAAAAUGAGAGGAAGCACAAUGUGCUUUCUAAUUUAGGAGCCAUGUCUGUCACACGUGUCAACAUCCUGUGUCUCCCCUAAUACAGCCUAAACUCUUGAUAGAUUGUGGAUUAUAUCAGUCAUAUUUAAAUUGUUUUUGUUGUUUGCACUGUGUCAAAUAAUCACAAAAAAAUGCCUCAAAGUCCUACCGUAGUCAUGACUUGAAGUGUAUUAGAUGGUUCUACCACUAGGUGGCUAGUAGUUUGCAAGCAGAAUACCAACCUCACCCAGUAGAGUGUUUACUGAUGGGGAAAACGCUAUUUAAGAGCAUGUUUAACUCUUCAAAGUGUGAGUUGCUGCAGUUGGAAUUUGUCAAAUCAAAUGGACACCACCUGUAUUUUAUGUUCAUGUUUGUAUGUUCAUACUGAAUGGGAUAUUUCUUGUUUUUUCAUGCAUCCCUUGGUCUCCUAGAAAGUAUAGAUAAUAUCUCAAAGCCUCAAUAUGGCUGUUUGUUUUCUUUUUUAACUGUUCUUCCUUUUUCCUCUAUGUUCUGUGCUUGUUAACGAUCUCAUACCCAUCUCAAAAUUGCCAUUUUUGGUUGCUAUCUUAGCUAAUCAAAUUAUUCACAUUUGUGCAUACUUGUUAUUAAGGCCAGUGAUUUACUUUCAUGUCGUUCUGGCCACUAAAAUACAUCUUAGCGGCCAUAAGGGGGCAGUAGAGUUCCAUCAUUUGCUCGUCAUCUGUGAAAGCCACUGGUCAACACCAGGCUCUCACCCAGCGCAUAAUAACGCUUCAUUCUCUAAAUGUGCUUCCUUUAAUAGUCCGUUCAUAGUUAUCAUCUUGGCUAAAUAUGUUUGCUUUGCAAUGUAUCCUUUGCAUUCAAGAAAUUAUCCUGGAAUUUGACAGUUGUCAUAGCCUUUUAAUAAAACUGCAAACAUGUUAGGCAGUUUGUAACAUCUAUAUUGUAUAUUUCUUUAUUGUAAUUAAAAGCAUUUUGUUGACCAUUUCUGAUGCACCUUUUACAUCAACUGUCCUUUAUCUGUGAUAUUAUCUUCAUUUUUUGAUAUUGCUGCCUCAAAAAGUAAAUGUAAAAUAUGUAUUGGUUGUAAUUGUUUCUAACUAGCAGCAUUUUAAUCUGUAUCUGAGCACAUGGCAAUCCAUAUUUUUAGUUUUAACAAUAGCAGCCCAAAAAGCAACGGCCAAUGGCCUCAAUGUAAAGAUUUAUAAUUUCAACCCAUUUUUCUUUCUCAAAUUUAAAAGGGAUUUCUUUUGUUAUUUGUGCAAUUUCUGCUCUGUGUGAAUUCACACUUGGCCACAAGGUUGUCCUUUCGUAUGUAUUGAUGACUAUGUUCAUGUCCAAAAUCCUAUUUCAUCUUGUCCACUGUUCAUGACUGCAGUUGUGUCUCAUAAAGAUUAAUAACACAAUCCACACCCAAAAGAGAAGUAGCACUGGCUAACAACCGGAAUGCCUUUUUUUUUUUUUACACUGCUCUUUGUGCCACACACAAAUUCUCAUGUAUCUUAUUCUUCCUUGUCAUCCUGGCUGUUACUAAAUCCAGAUAAAUUAAAGUUCUUCAAUUAUUUAAAACAAACCCGCUCCAGCAAUCAGGCUGAUUUAUACCUCUGAGUGUGUGCGUGCGCGUGUGUGUUGGGGGGCAUGCUGGACACACAGAGAGAAGUAAA
Messenger RNA from Gadus chalcogrammus (walleye pollock), 2630 nucleotides. It is a transcript of the gene rnf114, whose product is annotated as ring finger protein 114. Gene Ontology annotation, biological process: protein polyubiquitination; ubiquitin-dependent protein catabolic process. Gene Ontology annotation, molecular function: ubiquitin protein ligase activity. The coding region runs from base 71 to 754 and encodes 227 amino acids. The transcript has 6 exons. The record is from RefSeq and is a predicted model, not a curated record. NCBI's taxonomy places the organism in Eukaryota, Metazoa, Chordata, Actinopteri, Gadiformes, Gadidae.